Messenger RNA from Branchiostoma floridae (Florida lancelet), 992 nucleotides. RefSeq lists its product as uncharacterized. The transcript is spliced from 2 exons. The record is from RefSeq and is a predicted model, not a curated record. Lineage: Eukaryota; Metazoa; Chordata; Leptocardii; Amphioxiformes; Branchiostomatidae. The coding region runs from base 82 to 441 and encodes 119 amino acids.
CAGUUUAUCCUCAUAUGAGGUGCCAUUAACAAGUACUUGCAGAGCCAUGCAAAUACAAACUGUUUCUGCACAUUUAUUCAUAUGCCUGUACUUUGCAGAUAUUUUGAUGAGUUAUGCCGCCUGAAGGAUAUUGAGAACACCGAGGAACAAGCGGCGCUAGACUUCUUCCUGCUGUGCCUCAACACCCUGCCAACUCACCUGGACUACAGGAUGAUGCUGGAGGAGGCCGGAUUUGAAGUCACGGUCCAGGACAUUUCUGACUCGUACAAAGAGUUCACGCACAAGCGCUGGAAGAAGUGGGUAGAACAACGCGAGAAGUCCGUGCGUCUGUACGGGGAGGACAUGGUGCAGGGCUGGCUCAAACUCUACGUCACCGCCAGGAAACUGUGCAACGAGUUCGGGCUCAUGGGAGGGGGGCGCUUCGUCGCUCGCAAAGUGUGAGCUCUUGAAGAUUACUGUAAAGGCAAAAACUUUCGCGGUUAUUUAAUGUUCGCGGUGGCCGCCUCACGGCGAACGUAAAACCACCGCGAAGAUUUUUCUUAAGCAGUAAGAGACUACAGUGCAUGGUGCUACCGCGAACUUUAAACCACCGCGAACAUUUUCCAUGGCAGUACGAUAUUACAGUGCAUGGUGCUACAGCAAACUUAAAACCACCGCGGACUUAAAUGCAUUUACAGUACUCACUCGUUUUUGCUUUUGCUAUAAUCAACUUAAAGAAGAGUAUUUAGUAAUUAUAAAUACGCCCUUUAACUUUAAUUUCAAAGACUUUUUUUGACCAUUUAGGGGGAAUGCUAUUGAAAGGAUAUGGAGUUGAUGCAGAGGAAGAGAAGACUUGUUUGAAGAAGAUAUAAGCAUAAAAUGUUUCUUUCUUGUUGUGUUUGUAGCAAUACAACGGUUUGUAGCAUAAAUUUGUAGCUAUAGGAAUUGCUCUCAUGUCAAGGAAGUAGCGACAAAAGAUUUCAAAACAAUACAAAUAAAAAUAGAAGAAUUAA